Messenger RNA from Orussus abietinus, 2074 nucleotides. It is a transcript of the gene Inx7, whose product is annotated as innexin inx7. The coding region runs from base 105 to 1313 and encodes 402 amino acids. Gene Ontology annotation, cellular component: gap junction; plasma membrane. NCBI's taxonomy places the organism in Eukaryota, Metazoa, Arthropoda, Insecta, Hymenoptera, Orussidae. The record is from RefSeq and is a predicted model, not a curated record. Gene Ontology annotation, biological process: phototransduction. The transcript is spliced from 7 exons. Gene Ontology annotation, molecular function: gap junction channel activity.
ACCAACUAAGAUCUUUAAGAAACAUUGCGAUCGUUGGUUCCACAUUUUUCUCAAGUCCUGUAAAAUUGGAAAAUCGGUGCUUUUUGACGGGUUGAUCGGGCAAAAUGGCCACCACGGUUCUCUCUACCUUCGCCGUCCUCAAGGACCAUGUCAAGUUGAAGAUCAAUGAAAACUCGGUGGCCAUUGAUAAUAUCGUUUUCAGAUUACACUACAGAGCAACCUUUCUUGCAUUACUCGUAAGUUGUCUUCUGGUGACAUCCAGACAGUUUGUUGGGGAACACAUAAAGUGCAUCGCUGAUAACGCUAUAAGAUCAGACGUGAUCAACACCUUCUGCUUCUUUACGUCGACCUACACAGUGGUAAAACAUCUGAACAUAACAUCCAUAGAAUUAGGCGACAUUCCUCAUCCAGGAAUUGGACCAGCGACAAAAAACGACCCUGUGAUACAUCACGCUUAUUAUCAAUGGGUUCCUUUUGUUCUUUUCUUCCAAGCGAUCCUCUUCUACAUUCCUCAUUAUCUCUGGAAGAAGAUCGAAGGAGGCCGCCUAAAGGUUUUGGUAUCCGGUCUGCAAAUGGCGUCCUUGUCCCUGAAUGAGAAAGAGAUCGUAACUGGAAACGUGAAGGUCCCUUCGAGGAAAGAUCGGGAUGAGAGAAUCCAGAAAAUACGAACUGCAUUCAUCAACCGACUGCAUAUAAACCGGCCUUGGGCCUACUACAUGGGACUUUGCGAACUGCUCAACCUAACCAACGUCUUGAUGCAGAUUUACAUAACUAAUGCCUUCCUGGGAGGAAGUUUUCUGGACCUAGGGACUUCCGUCACCGAAAAUCACUCGGGAGAGGUGGACCCUCUGGACGUGAUCUUCCCCAAAGUGACCAAAUGCAUUUUCCAUAAGUAUGGUGCCUCUGGCGGCAUACAGAGACACGAUGCACUUUGCGUAAUGGCUCUAAACAUCAUAAACGAGAAGAUCUACACUUUUCUCUGGUUCUGGUUCAUUAUAGUGGCCGUCGUUACCGCCCUGGGCUUGCUCUGGAGGAUCUUAACGAUGCUUCUGCACGCAAGGAGCACCGCGUUCAACAAAUUCGUCUUUUCAAUGGCCUGUCCUGGGAAGCACAAUCCCUGGACCGUUCUCACCGUCACCCACGAGUAUUAUUUCGGUGAUUGGCUGUUUCUGUACUACAUCGCCAAGAACCUGGACAAUUACGUGUUCAAAGAAUUGCUGCAAAACCUGGCCCACGACCUGGAAGAGAGAAGACUGCAACGUGUCAGGGUUGAUCCGAACGACGAGGACGAACCUCUGACCAAAAAAGACUGAUUCGCCAUAUCCAGAUUAACGAUGUAUCAGAGCCUCUGAUUACCGUGUAAUUAGGUAAGUACACCUGGAAGGAGCCACGUCAUCGAAUCUACGAGAAGUACGAAGUGAAUCAGCUGACUGCGACGUUUCGAUCCCACGAGGCGUAAGAAUUCACGAUGAUACAGUAAAAUCGUGUACAGCGUGUUAGUAAUGACGACACUCCGAGAUUGUGUGGUGAAAUCCCGAGAACGAUCGAUGGAAUGGAAGCUAUGACGAAAUCCCAAACGCAGUUGAGACGAAAACUGCGUCGACCCUCGACUUUGCUUCAGUAUAGCAAAAAACCGCAGACAAUAUACAUGACAAUCGAUGACGACGUCGACGCGACGUCGCGAUUUCGAAUUCACGAGAAUUAUCGAACGACGGAGGUGCACCUACCCUGAGAAAAUAAAAAGAAAUACCAUUGAACCGAAGAAAUAUUUUGUUAAUUCAAAGAAUACACGUGUAUGCUAAUUCAAAUAAAAUAAUACUCGUUCAAAGAAUUAACAAAAUAUUUCUUCGGUUUAAAGGAAUUUUUUUUUUCUGAGAACUAUUCGCCACAGAUAGAGUCGAAUAAAUUGGAUGUAACAUUUCUUUGGAAUUAUGAUUAGAACAACGAGCGAAGCGAUUAAUAUGAGACAAUAUAGGGGAAUCCGGAUUCCAAAGGGAUUUUCUGCGAGAAUGUGUCACGGUUCUUGAACUCUUCCCAGAAUUAUAAUAGAAUAUAAGAAUUAUUUAAUAACGUA